Ceratotherium simum simum (southern white rhinoceros) is the source of this 751-nucleotide messenger RNA. The record is from RefSeq and is a predicted model, not a curated record. Lineage: Eukaryota; Metazoa; Chordata; Mammalia; Perissodactyla; Rhinocerotidae.
AUGGACAACACAGACACGUAUUUGUUCAACUUCAAAGGUUUUUAUUUUGUACGUUCUUUAGUUAAUGUUGACCUACUAAAAAAUAUAGAUGAUUUUGAAAUUAGAGAUGAUGAUGUCUUCAUAAUUACAUAUCCAAAAUCUGAACAUAAGAUGAUUGGUGUCGUUGGAGCAAUGCUGUAUGGAGUGGCUAAUGCUGCUCAAAGAUACAAUGGAAUUAUUUACAUCUAUAGAAACCCCAAGGAUGUUUUGAUCUCAUAUUUUCAUUUUUCGAAUUUGAUGGCUCUAUUAGAAGCUACAGGUAACUUAGAACAUUUCAUGAAAAGGUUUCUAGAUGGAAAAGUUUGUGCUAACCUUUGGUUUGACCACAUCAGAGCCUGGUAUGAGCACAGAAGUGAAUUGAAUAUUCUGUUCAUGAUGUAUGAGGAGAUGAAGAAGGAUCUCAGAAGUUCUGUGCUUAAAAUCAGCAGUUUUCUUGAGAAAGAACUGAGUGACGAGGAUGUGGAAGCUAUUGUGAAACAGGCUACAUUUCAGAACAUGAAGUUUGAUCCACAAGCAAAUUAUCAGCAUCUUCUAAAACAUGAAUGGGGGACAAGAACAAAUGAGGGAGAUUUCUUACGCAAAGGUACCGUUGGAGACUGGAAACAUCACUUGACUGUGGAGCAAAAUGAGAGAUUUGACAGGAUAUUCCAAAAGAAGAUGAAAGAUUUUCCCUUGAAGUUCAUCUGGGAUAUAAAUGAGGAGGAGAAUUAGU